AUGGGAUCUUGCCUCAAACUCCCUCAUAGAAAGAAAUAUCAGUUCAAAGAUUUUAUUCUGGAAGUGUAUCCAAGUAAUUCAAGUGGAAAACUAAAUCAAGAUGCCCUUCAUCAUCUUAAGAGUUAUGUUGGUAGUAAUCCAGAGCGAGUUGCGCCUGUAUGUCGCAAAAUUUACAAACUCAUGUGUUCUCACCUGAGGCAUAGGAAGUCCAAUAAUGUAAUGGUGUCUGUAGCAAUGUUACAGUUUCUUAUCAAAAAUGCGUCAGUAGUAGAUAGAUUUGUGUCAGACUGCAUAGAAAUCGUAUCGGUUUUGUUGUCCACACACGAACCACGCUAUAAAAUCGAGGCAGCUGGUAUAUUAAGUAUUCUUUGUCAUCGUCUGGUAAUUGAUAAGAAUGGAGCGAACUCGCGCCGGCUUAUAGCCGAUAGCCAGGACCGUUUUUUGAAGCCUUUGCAGCAGAUGUGUGUCGACGGGAUACCUGACAUCAAAGAUCACGGUAACAUUCAAAGAAGUUACGCUGCUAUCAUUGCUCUUGGUCAUAUUUCUAGGUGUCUGGGCAGCUCCAGCACCGAGCAUGUCGCAUCACGCCUAUUUCCUAUCCUAGAAAACCUCGUAUCGGUCCUGCGGAGCCGUCCUCAGGGGCCUAUGGAAGAAGUAACCAUAGGGCAGCAAAUGAACAAUAGCAAUUAUAUUGUUGAUCCACCCAUCAGUGUGGAGCUGCCGGAAUCCGCCUCAAAGGACAUGGAUAUUCUCUAUGUGCAGGCAUGCAGCUUUGCGGUCAGCACGACGGCAGGCUGUGUCACUACCACAGGUAUUGAAGACCUCCUCACGCGCAUUACCGCUUUCAUGACCACACAAAAGGCUUGGUCGGUACCAAUAAUGGCGCCUAUUGUGUUCUGUGCGCUAGCGGCACCAAUGCAGGAGCGCCCGAUACGACCAGAAUUCAUGGUUUAUAGGGGGCUGUGUGAGUUGGGCAUCAGGAGCAACGAUAUUGCUGUCCAUAUCGGCGUACUAGGCGCACUGAAGGCUUACCUUGAACGUAUGUCCGUGAGCGACAGCAGACCACGAUCCAUUGUAAAACUUAUUCAAGCCGUGAUAACGAAUUCACUUCUCCAGAGAUAUGCAUGUGACCACGAGCGUUUAGUGCGGGACAUGCAAAACGCGGUGACUGAACUUAUUUUCACUCUUCUUCAAGUCAUUUACCACCAGCGACAGGCCCUCGAACUGCAAAGUGUCGUAGAGUCUGUUCUGUGUAUGACUUUAGGGACAGGUAUCAUGGAGGGGGGAGAACUUGCACAGAAAAGGAGUCGCACAGAUUGGAUUUUUAUGCUCCGCUGCAUGACUGUGGUUUCACCUUACGUGCGAACGGUUCCAUCAUCAGAUCGCGCAAAGGGAGUGCUAAAGGUUGGUGAUGCUAUUGUGUCUUUUCUGUAUGACAGCGAUGAUGCAGCGCGUAUAUGGGCGGUUCGCAUACUGCAACAGAUCUUGGCUGGUACACCAACCGGGCGAGGCGCAUUGAUCGAUGAGCCGUCCAUGCCACUUUACGUCGAUGAAAGGGAUGCCACUAUUGCUAGGAAUUGGGUUCAUGCGAUGAUGUGGACAACGCGUGAGAUCACCCCGCAGUGCGUCGUGCAGGUUGCCGAUGUUACUACUGCUAUCAUGACUGGGCGGGGUAUAAAGGAGAUUCCCUUUGUUUUCAAUUUGCUCUGUCGCUUACAGCAACGGUGCACGGACAUAGACUCACAUAAGGAAUGCGACUGUAGUAUCUUGUCCAACCCAGGGAUGAUGUCCGCUCUAACGCGAGCAUGGCUUCAUAUGAUUGUUGUGCUGUUAAUUAGCUGUGGUCGUGUGUACAAUAUCCCUAGACUAGUAGACUAUGUCACUGAUAUAUUUCACCAGCGCCAGGUGGCAUAUCCAUCGGAAUUAUCGAGUCAUUUCGAGUCAACCCUGAUCAAGAGCUACGCUUUUGAAGACCUUUGCCCAACCAGUGGCCUCAAAGUGAUUGCCGCUUUGGAUGGCAAGAGUAUCAUUCUGAACGACGACCCCUGUGAGGGACCUGUCAAAAUAUUGCCUUCAUUUAGCAGAAUUAACAGUCUUAUUGUAGAAGCCGAACGCGACAAAGUGGCAUCUGUAUUUGGGGCCACCGCUGGCGACGCCGCAGCGCGUGAGCUCCAAGUAUCUAUUGAUCAAACCUAUCUCCACUCUGACAACAAACUUAUCGAAGGAAGCUUUCUGCUGAAGAGCCUUCUGCCGAACUCAACGAUCUCAUCUACAGAAGCGGACAUUGAUGUCCCUUUCACCCUCCAGGUUCCAGAGGCGCGUAUCGCAGAGUUGCGCUCUAUCAAAAUAACUCUGGUUGACAGUGUUUCUGAGGUCAUGCUCCCGCGCGUGGAGUUGCCUCUGAAAAGUGCUUCUAAUUCAAAUCAAAUAGCAGAAAUUUUAGAUACCUAUGGUGUGAGUGCGUCAUCAAAGAUUUUUUCCGUCGACACUUCCACUACGCCGAAACAAUUUUUCUCGAGAGACGGAGUCCAGGAGGGUCCAAAAGAGCACGAAACCAUUCAUAAUGAAACCGUUCAGUCCGAUACUCAUCAUGUAAUGUCGUACAAUAUGGCGAACGACGUUCUUACCGGUGCUGAGGAGACUUCAGGCCUCUGUCAGAAGCUUGAGUUAGAUGGUGACAGUAGCAGCGAAGCCUUUCUUAUGGAUAUCCCAAGUAUCCAUCAAGGAGUUCAGGAAUAUGAAGACCUUGCGCAAUUACCCCCCAUUAACCGAACCUUGUGGAUUUCAUCGCUACCAUCAGCUCGGCUUUUUGAAUUAUAG
Molecule: messenger RNA, 2820 nt
Organism: Phytomonas sp. Hart1
Lineage: Eukaryota; Euglenozoa; Kinetoplastea; Trypanosomatida; Trypanosomatidae
Source: the annotation of a GenBank genome assembly